Leptonychotes weddellii (Weddell seal) is the source of this 1374-nucleotide messenger RNA. Lineage: Eukaryota; Metazoa; Chordata; Mammalia; Carnivora; Phocidae. The record is from RefSeq and is a predicted model, not a curated record.
CCCCGCAAAUAAACCGGGUAAAGAUGCAAGACAUGUAGUAAAAGUGGAAUAUCAAGAAAAUGGCCCAUUAUUUUCAGAACUUAAAUUUUAUCAAAGAGCUGCAAAAAAAGACUAUAUCAAAAACUGGAUAGAACUCAAACAACUUGAUUAUUUAGGAAUUCCUCUGUUUUAUGGAUCCGGUAUUACUGAAUUCAAGGGAAGAAGUUACAGAUUUAUGGUAAUGGAAAGACUAGGAAUAGAUUUACAGAAGAUCUCAGACCAGAAUGGUACUUUUAAAAAGUCAACUGUCCUGCAGCUAGGUAUCCGAGUGUUGGAUGUACUGGAAUAUAUACAUGAAAAUGAAUAUGUUCAUGGUGAUAUAAAAGCAGCAAAUCUACUGUUAGGUUACAGAAAUCCUGAUCGGGUUUAUCUUGCAGAUUAUGGACUUUGCUACAGAUAUUGUCCCAAUGGGAACCACAAACAGUAUCAGGAAAAUCCUAGAAAAGGCCAUAAUGGGACAAUAGAGUUUACCAGCUUGGAUGCCCACAAGGGAGUAGCCCUGUCCAGACGGAGCGACCUGGAGACCCUCGGCUACUGCCUGCUGCGCUGCCUGUGUGGGGGCCUGCCCUGGGAGCGGAGCCUGCGGGACCCUGCGGCCGUCCAGGCUGCUAAAGCAAGUCUGUUGGAUGAGCUUCCUGAGUCAGUGCUUAAAUGGGCUCCUUCCAGAAGCAGCUGCCGUGAAAUAGCCCAAUAUUUGGUGUGUGCUCAUAGUUUAGCAUAUGAUGAAAAGCCAAACUAUCAGAUGCUCAAGAAAAUCCUGAACCCAGGUGAAAUACCUUUAGGACCACUGGAAUUUUCCACCGGAGGCCAGAGUGUAAAUGUGCGUACUCCAGACAAUCAAAACGUUGUUUCUCGAAAGGCUGCAACAAAGCAAGUCAGUCAGAUGCAAAAUAGGUCAAUAGAAAAAAACAUCCAUAGUGAGAGAAGUGCUGAGUCCUGCUUAACGGGGAGAAAAGUGCAAAAAGAGGAGCCGCCGACUGGAUUGCUUAACAGUGAGACAGCUCAGGAAAGCACAAGGAGAAGACAAAAGUAUUGUGAGUCUCAAGAAAUUCUGAAUGAAAUAAAAAGUUCUCCACAACCGUCCAGCUGUAUAUAUUUCCCAAAUUCAUUUUAUGAACCCUAUCAAGAUUCUACGAGUCCAGAUAUAUUCAAUAAUUCGAGAUCUUCAUCUUGGGAUACAUCUACUUCUACAACUGGUAUGGAGGUCACAGACUUUACUCUUAGUGAAGAGACAAAGGCAGACGUGUAUUAUUAUGGCUUCAUCAUUCUUUUUCUUUUGACUUUAGUAUGUCUUGCUUUAUAUUUUCUAUGAAGAUAUCAAAUAAAGUCCUUUUG